AGGUUUGCCAAUUUGAAUAGCCGAAAACGGCUUCUAAGAAAACCUUCUUCCUCCUCCUCUCUUCCGCUUUCGUCUCUAUCUCAUCCUUAGACUGUAACUUCAAUGGCGGUUUCUUCUAGAAAAUCGAGUGGGCCGGUUCUGAGGUCUCUCUCACCUUCUGGGAGAUUCUAUGGCUCCUAUUCUUCUUCUAUGUCCUCUGGCUCAUCGGCUUUUGCGUCUUCUACAUCAAGCUUUUCCACCAGAAACCCUACGUUUUUCCGUAGAUCUGUGUCUCCUUCUCGUAUUAAUCUUCAACCUUCUUCUUCUCCGUCGGCGUCGUCCGUGAGAUUUUCAUUGGACCGGUCUAUUUCUCCGAAUCGGCCGAUUUCUGUUUCGACUCGUAUCAGUGGGAAUCAAGUAGUGAAGAGGCAGAGCAACCAGAAGAGGACCUGCAUGUGCUCACCGACUACGCAUCCUGGUUCGUUCAGAUGUAGUCUCCAUAAAGGCGUUCCGUCACAGCCUUCGACUCCUUACUCGUCUAAUCGGCUCAACGCGCGGAGAUCGGCGAUGACGAACUCUCUUGUCAGAAUCGGAGGAGUUGAAGGCGAUUUAGUGAAGCGUGCCUUGGCGUCCCUCAUCCGGCCUUCGUCUCAUAGUCAAAGGCGCCGAGCGGAUUUCUGUCCGAGACCGAGCCGGCUUUCGAACAUGUCGAAAGCCGAUGAUUUGUGAUGGAGAUUUUGGUACGUUGGCGAAUAUCCUCUGGUUUAUUAAUCUGUUUUCCUCUUCUGAGUUCCCGUCAACGAAGACGGGAGAUUCCGACCACUGGUUCGACGGCAGUUACCGAUCGUAGCGAAAGGAUACGGAAUCGGAGGCGAAGCAUGGGAAUCAUAUCUGGUUGCCUCUCCAGUAAACCUUUCUGCCGGGAGUUGGACUAGAGAACCUAUAUAACUUUGUGUAUAUGCAGCAUAUAUAAAUAUAUGGAAGACAUAUAUAGUUGCCGCGACAUUGAUAACAAUUCGUGGAGCUUCUGGACACUAAUUUUUCACCAAUUUCAAAAUUUAACAGUCAAUUCAUUCCUAAAUGCUCUGGUCUCGAACUAAUUUCAAAUGGAACGAUAAAAUUAAUUUCGUCUGCCAA
Molecule: messenger RNA, 1116 nt
Organism: Cucurbita moschata (crookneck pumpkin)
Lineage: Eukaryota; Viridiplantae; Streptophyta; Magnoliopsida; Cucurbitales; Cucurbitaceae
Exons: 1
Coding region: 103-708 (201 amino acids)
Source: RefSeq, a predicted model, not a curated record